This is a messenger RNA of Ziziphus jujuba (common jujube), 830 nucleotides long. RefSeq lists its product as uncharacterized. Bases 130 to 531 code for a protein of 133 amino acids. The record is from RefSeq and is a predicted model, not a curated record. The transcript is spliced from 4 exons. Lineage: Eukaryota; Viridiplantae; Streptophyta; Magnoliopsida; Rosales; Rhamnaceae.
AGUAAAGCCCAAGAAACACUAUAAUUGGGACCUAGACCCAAGCCGAAACUCGAAAGUGCAAGUUCCCGAAUUAGAGACCCAUAAGCAAGCUCUGCGAAAACGUCGAUCGGUAACUUGGUCAGAUCGUCAAUGGAGUCGUCCUCGUUGUCAUCUGAAGCUUCUUUCUCUCCAUGGGAUUAUCUUAGUCUGUUCCUUCUACGCCCAGUCUCUGCAGUCUUAUUCGUUUUCUUAUUAAUUUCUUUAGGUUGGUUGUUGGCGUGGAAGCUAGUGCUGGUUCACGUUCCUCUGGUUCAAGAAAUUUUCGGUUUGCGAAAGAAACCCGUCAAGCCAAAACCCUUAACUCGUCGGCUAUCGAAAAUUUACAGUAACAUUGAUUCCCGAAAGAAUGCUUCUGGAUGUAUUUGUCAGGAUCAGAUACGCCUUUUGAGGAUCUUAGUAGAAGGGUUUGUGCUACUCAUUUUGCCAAUUCAGAGUGAGCUGAUUAUUAUCAAAAGGAAGAGCAAACUUCAAGAACUUGUGCAUAAGGGAUAACAGGACUGUGGAAUAGCAUGACAACUGCUUGAUCGCAGGGUGAAUGACUUGAUGUUUGGUGUACAUAAUUUUGUUGAUUUCUUGAAACCAUUAUGUAAAAGGUUACUUUGCUACAAAACCCAUCAAUUAUUCACCUUUGAUGGUAAUUUUUUUUUUUUCUUUUUUCUUUUGAUUUUUCCCAUCUCCCCCUACUCCAACUUAGCUCGAUGUCAAACUUGUAAUCUAGGAUACCACCUUACAUUUUCAUUCGAAACUAACUAUCCUGCCAUAUUUGGGAAUUGAUCUUAGCUUUUCCCUUC